Messenger RNA from Phytophthora sojae, 1581 nucleotides. RefSeq lists its product as hypothetical. The transcript has a single exon. Bases 1 to 1581 code for a protein of 526 amino acids. Gene Ontology annotation, biological process: proteolysis. Lineage: Eukaryota; Oomycota; Peronosporomycetes; Peronosporales; Peronosporaceae. The record is from RefSeq and is a predicted model, not a curated record. Gene Ontology annotation, cellular component: mitochondrion. Gene Ontology annotation, molecular function: metal ion binding; metalloendopeptidase activity.
AUGGUGUCGCUGCGCAGCCUCCAGACGCUGCGUCGUGCGGCCGUGCGCGUGGCCGGCAACCGCCUGGCGCCGCUGCAGACAUUGCCGACGCGCGCCUUCUCGCAGGCGCACACCCCCACGCAGAACGUGGAUCCCAAGGACAUCCUGCGGCCCGAGGUGCCCGUGGACGCCAAGCCGCAGCUGUCGCUGGAGCACGAACUGCCAGGCCUGCCCCAGCUCAAGCCCGCGAGCCAGCUCAAGCCCCCACAGACGGAGAUCUCGGUGCUGCCCUCGGGUCUGCGCGUCAUCUCGCAGGAGACGUACGGCCAGGCGGCCACGCUCGGCAUCUUCAUCGACGCCGGCAGCCGCUUCGAGGACGACGACAGCGUGGGCGUGAGCCACCUGCUGGAGCACCUCGGCUUCAAGAGCACCACGUCGCGCUCGCACGCGCAGCUGGUGCAUGAGAUCGAGGACAUCGGCGCCCUCACGACGUCCUCGUGCGGCCGCGAGCAGAUCAUCUACACGAUCGACCUGCUGCGCGACAAUGUGGAGAAGGGCCUGGAGCUGCUGGCCGACGCCAUCCUCAACGUGGACCUCGUGCCGGAGGAGAUGGAGGGCAUCAAGGCCAUCAUGCGCAUCCAGACCGAGGACCUCAUGGAGAACCCGCCGGCCAUGCUGCAGGAGUUCAUCCACGCGGCCGCCUACGGAGCCGACACGCCGUUGGGACGCCCGCUGCAGUGCCCGCUAGACAAGAUCGACGCGCUCACGGUGGAGAAGGUCAAGAAGUUCCGCGCCGAGCACUUUGUCGCGCAGAAGAUGGUUCUUGCCGGAUCGGGCGUCGACCACGCGCGACUGGUGAAAUUCGCCGAGAAGUUCUUCGCCAACGUCCCCGUUGCGCCGGAGGGUACGCCCAUGGCGACGCCCUCGAGCCCCGAGACGCUGGAACCGGUGAUCUACAAUGGGGGACUGUACCCGCUUUCGAACCCGGAGUCCGAGUUCUCGUACGCGGCGCUGGCGUUCCCCACGGGUGGCUGGCACCACGAGGAUCUCGUGCCGAUCUGUGUGCUCCACACGCUGCUGGGCGGUGGUGACAGCUUCUCUGCCGGUGGCCCUGGCAAGGGCAUGUACUCGCGGUUGUACACGAGCGUGCUGAACCGCUUCUACUGGGUCGAGUCCGCCUUCGCCUUCUCGUCCAUCCACGCGGACGUCGGUCUGCUCGGUAUCUACGGCGCCUGCCUCCCGUCGCACACCAGCAACCUCGUGGCGCUGUUGUGCAACCAGAUGCUGAGCGUCGCUAACCGGCCUGUCGACGCGAUCGAGCUCGCGCGUGCCAAGAACCAGCUCAAGUCGUCGGUGCUCAUGAACCUCGAAUCCCGCAUGAUCCUGUACGAAGACAUUGGUCGUCAGCUGCUCACGUACGGCGAGCGUGAGACGCCCGAGUCUGUGUGCGCCAAGAUCGACCAGGUCACGGCUGCAGACAUCCAGCGAAUUGUGAAGGAGGCCAUGCAGAACCCGCCUAGCCUCGUUUACUCCGGAGACAUCCCUCGGUUCCCGCAGUACCAGCAGGUCGUUGCUGGCAUUAAGGAAGGGCUGAGCGAGUGA